Actinia tenebrosa (Australian red waratah sea anemone) is the source of this 1163-nucleotide messenger RNA. RefSeq names its product heme-binding protein 2. The record is from RefSeq and is a predicted model, not a curated record. Lineage: Eukaryota; Metazoa; Cnidaria; Anthozoa; Actiniaria; Actiniidae.
AUUGGACGACGUCCUGACCUCUGCAGAGUAGGAUAUGGAUGUGUCUUAACAGAAAGAGAACAAAAUUUGCUUAUAAAGCCGACAGCCCUGAACUUACGUAGCUCUCAAGUUGUUCCUGCCUUCAACUAAUAGCUCGGUACGAGGACUGACCUAYAAAGUUUCAGCAUGCUCCGUCUUAUAUCACUGGCCCUUCUUGGAAUCUGUCUCCCGUUGAUUGUAGCCUUUCCAGCCAACAAUGCUGCAGUUAAAGUGGCAUCUUUGACUGGUCCCACAAAGUACGCCGCCUGUAAAUCUCUCGACUGUCCGCCAUUCCGUGUAGUCCAGAAGAUUGCGCCUGAUGUGGAACUGAGAGAAUAUUCUCGGGUUUGGUGGGCCAGCGCUAAAGCGCAAGCCCCUAGAAUCAAUAGAAAUGUUACAACACCCCUGUACUGGCUUCUUCGUGGCUACAUUUCGAAUAGCAACAAGCAAUUGCAAACACUCAAAAGCAAAUUUUGCAACAAUGGAAGUCAAAGUGCGAAUAAAGGCAUACUGUGUCAAAGAAGGACACUCAAGAUGGGAGUUCCAGUUACGAAGCUCAUUGAAUCUACAAAAACAGGAAUGAAAGAGGUAACCAUGUCGUUCUACCUGUCAGUUCCCAGUCCACCUCGACCAUCUGAUAGUAAGGUGUGGCUGGAGUACAAGCCACUACAAGUCUAUGUCAAGAUAUUCAAAGGUAGAUCCUUCUACAUCAGGAUGGGAGAGGGCCACGCACAUAUCCUGGCAAAUGACUUGAUCCGUCGUGGAGUCGAUGGAACAGCAUUCUACCCACCUAGUGCAAAGUACAUGACUGCUGGAUACGAUGGUCCAUUUAUCCCCCGUCGUUUAAGAACCAAUGAGGUUUGGCUUAUCAAGAAGCCAUCAAGCAUCAAGUGAACAUGAUUAUCCACAAGACUGACAUAUGAAUGAAAUGUGAUUUAGUUUUUCUUGGUUUAAUUUUGUACCCUUUCAUACUUUCAUCCCUUCUAGCAGAGUUGAGUUCUACCCUACUUCUUUGCAUUUAGGAAAAGAAUUAGGACUCUAUAAGCAGAGAUUCAGGAAUUUAGUUUUGUCCAUUUGAACGUUAUCUACAAAAAUGUUAUUUCCAUAGUUAAAUUCUGCAAAUUAAUAAAAUGACCGUGCAUUGA